GCCGAGAAAAAUUUGUCCGUCACUAUUUUGUGUUCGUGUGGAAAACAACUAUAGAGUCGGUGGGAGCUGUUUGGAGAUUUAAUGAGUCUGCGAUUCUCUAUCUGCCAGCAUUACGACGUUUAGAGGUUUUACGAUAUAUUGAGAUUAACACACGGUUGUUAACCGCAGCAAGAAGCUUUAAAAGUGGCAACAUGCAACAGCUGUGGGUGCUAAUUUGACUAGCAAAAACGUUAGCUGUGUAAGCAAGAGUUUUCCAGUGAUCCUUUGAUCAUGUUGGGACUUUUAACGCCCCACAGUUCUACUCGAUAUGUUCAAAUAUUUCUCAGAUCAUUCAAACAAACAAGCAGACGUAGAUGUCUGUCAGUCAGUUGUCAGUCUCAUGAGUACAUCAGGAGAUUUAUCUCAGAGAACACAGAGAUAGGUGGAGAGCAGAGCCUGACUCCAGAGAUCAAACUGAGACUUUUCACCCCAAACUGUAGAUUCUGGCGAGAAAGACCAGAGCUCUGGCCUUUCGAUGACCCGUACUGGGCCAUAUAUUGGCCAGGAGGACAGGCGCUCUCGAGGUAUCUCUUGGAUAACCCUGGAGUGUGUAGGAGUAAGACAGUUCUGGAUCUGGGAAGCGGCUGUGGAGCCUCAGCCAUCGCUGCAAAACUAUGUGGUGCUGCUCACGUAGUUGCGAAUGACAUUGACAAUGUUGCAGCCGUUGCAACCCACAUGAACUGUGAGCUGAACAGCCUGGAGCCACUUCUUUGUCUCAGUAACAACAUGAUUGGUUCACAAGUUAAGGGCUUUGACAUGAUCCUACUGGGUGACAUGUUCUAUGAUGAGUCCCUCGCCACCAGUCUUCACAGCUGGUUGGACCACUGCAUCAAAGCCCACAGCACCCAAGUCCUGAUUGGAGACCCUGGAAGAGCCCAGUUUGAGGAACAUGGCAUUCGAGGACAUCUGCGGCAGCUGGCUCAGUUUGAGCUGCCAGAGUUCGUCAGAGAGGAGAACUAUGGUCUGACUCGCAGCAGUGUUUGGUGCUACUGUCCUGAACUCUGAGGACAGGUUUAUGUUUUGGUAGGGGUCCCAAACUCUACUAAGAUAUCGAUUACACAGGAUGAGGAGAGGGUCGUUUCUCCUCCUCUCUUGGAUUCUUGGAAAACUGAGGUCAUUGGAUGAGUUCCAGAUGUGUACCCCUCUUUUGUUGUAAACAAAUACCCUACAUAAGCAUAUGACUAGAGACCUUUCAGUAGUGCGAUCUUCAUUUGGCCUGGAUACACUCACAUGCAUGUAUUUGAUGCUAUGCUUUUUUGUAAUAAACCGGUAUCAGCGGA
Messenger RNA from Scatophagus argus, 1319 nucleotides. It is a transcript of the gene etfbkmt, whose product is annotated as electron transfer flavoprotein subunit beta lysine methyltransferase. Gene Ontology annotation, molecular function: protein-lysine N-methyltransferase activity. Gene Ontology annotation, biological process: peptidyl-lysine trimethylation. The transcript has 3 exons. Lineage: Eukaryota; Metazoa; Chordata; Actinopteri; Scatophagidae. Gene Ontology annotation, cellular component: mitochondrial matrix. The record is from RefSeq and is a predicted model, not a curated record. Bases 271 to 1044 code for a protein of 257 amino acids.